Messenger RNA from Chrysoperla carnea, 2736 nucleotides. RefSeq names its product proline-rich extensin-like protein EPR1. Bases 1 to 2736 code for a protein of 911 amino acids. The record is from RefSeq and is a predicted model, not a curated record. Lineage: Eukaryota; Metazoa; Arthropoda; Insecta; Neuroptera; Chrysopidae. The transcript is spliced from 3 exons.
AUGUCAUCCAAUUCAAAAUCAAAUCUAAAAAAUGGAAAAAUUCAUCGAGGUUAUUUACCACUUAAAUGUUGGUUAGACUUAUUUGGAAUUUUGGGUUUAUGUAAGCGACCAGAAAUUAAAAUUAGCCAAAACAUUGAUGUACUCAUCGACACAAAAGAAUUAACAGAAAACAAACAAUAUCGACAACAGGAACAACCCCUAUCAUUCUCAUCAUACGAUCCAUGCCAUACCUAUGGAGCAACGCCACCAUUUAAGCCCAAUCGAAUAACUUUAGGGAAAAAUGAGGAAAUUGACCGGGGUUUAGCCCUUAACUGUUGGUUAGACCCAUUUGGUAAAUGGGGCUUAUGUAAACAACCAGAAAUUAAUGUUAACAAAGAUAUAGGUGCGCUUAUCGACCCAGAAGUUUUAGUUGAAAAGAAAUCAUAUCAACAACGAGACUAUAAUCCUUGCCCAUCAUACAACACCAAUUUAAAGUCAAAUUUCAAUCAAUCACAAUCUUUCCAUACCAACGAAUCUGAAUUCGAUUCUGUUGAAUCAUCACGAUUUAGCUCCAAUGAAUUACAAAACACAUUCAUGAUGGCACCUCACAAUUCUACUGAAUCGCUACCAUUAAAUCCCAAUAAACUACCACCAAGUAAUAUCACUGAAUCCACAAAAUUAAACGCCAAAGCAGCAACACAAAUCAGUUCCAAUGGAUCAUCACAAUUAAACCACAAUGAACCAUCUUCAAUCGAUCGCAUUGAAUCAGUAAGAGCGAACAGUAAUGAAUCGCUAGAAGUAAAUCACAGUGAAUCAUCACAAUUCAGUCCCAAUGAAUUGUUAAAAUUGAAUACCAAGGAAUUAUCUCCAAUACCUAAGGAAUCACUAAAAUUUAAUAUUAGUGAUUCAGCUCAAUUAAAUUCCCAUGAAUCAAAAACAUUCAAAUUUAAUGAAUCUCUACAAUUCAAAUCCAAUGAAUCACUACAAAAUAUUCGCGAUGAUACAUCACAAUUCAACACUUAUGAAUCAUUACUAUUGAAUCCCAAUGAAUUAUCCUCAAUUAACUCUUAUCAAUCCCAAUCACCGUUAUUAAAUAUCAAUCAAUCUCCGUCUUUUAAUCCAAUAUUCAAUUCUAAUAAACCAACAUUAUUAAAUCAAUAUCACACACAAUUUUCCAAUCCCAUUCAAUCACCACAACUUAACUCUUUUAAAUUACCACCAUAUAAUUCUAAUCAAUUACCAUCGUUAAAUUCCCACCAAUCCCAACCAACGUUAUUAAAUAGCAAUCAACCUCUAUCUUCCAAUCCUAUUCAAUCACCACAAUUUAACUCUUUGAAAUUAUCACCAUAUAAUUCUAACCAAAUACCAUCGCCAUCGUUAAAUCCCCAUCAAUUCCAAUCACCGUUAUUAAAAAGCAAUCAACGCCCAUCUUUCAAUCCUAAUCAAUCACAAACGUUAAAUCCUUAUCAAAGACAAUCUAUCAAUCCUAUUCAAUCACCACAAUUUAACUCCUUGAAAUUAUCACCAUAUAAUUCUAACCAAUUACCAUCUUUAAAUCCCCAUCAAUCUCAACCACCGUUAUUAAAUCGCAAUCAAGCUCCAUCUUUUAAUCCUAAUCAAUCACCAACGUUAAAUACUUAUCAGACACAAUCUUUCAAUCUUAUUCAAUCGCCACAAUUUAACUCAUUGAAAUUACCACCAUAUAAUUCUAACCAAUUACCGUCGUUAAAUCACCAUCAAUCUCAACCAAUGUUAUUAAAUCGCAAUCAAGCUCCAUCCUUUAAUCCUAAUCAAUCACCAACAUUAAAUCCUUAUCAAACACAAUCUUUUAAUCCUAUUCAAUCACCACAAUUUAAUUCUUUGAAAUUACCACCAUAUAAUUCUAAUCAAUCACCAUCUUUAAAUCCCCACCAAUUCCAAUCACCAUCAGUAAAUAGCAACCAAUCUCCAUCUUUUAAUCCUAAUCAAUCACCAACAUUCAACUCCAAUAUAUCACCAUCAUCAAAUCUUUUUCGAACACCAUCUUUUAAUCCUAUUCAAUCACCACAAUUUAACUCUUUGAAAUUACCAACAUAUACUUCUAAUCAAUCACCUAUAUUAAUAAAUUUAACAUCACCAUCGUUAAAUUCCCACCAAUCCCAACCACCGUUAUUAAAUCGCUAUCAACCUCCAUCUUUUAAUCCUAAUCAAUCACCAACAUUAAACCCUAAUCAAACACCAUCUUUCAAUCCUAAUCAAUCACCACAAUUUAACUCUUUGAAAUUACCACAAUAUAAUUCUAAUCAAUCACCCUCGUUAAAUCCCCACCAAUCCCAACCACCGUUAUUAAAUCGCUAUCAACCUCCAUCUUUUAAUCCUAAUCAAUCACCAACAUUAAACCCUAAUCAAACACCAUCUUUCAAUCCUAUUCAAUCACCACAAUUUAACUCUUUGAAAUUACCACAAUAUAAUUCUAAUCAAUCACCCUCGUUAAAUCCCCACCAAUCCCAACCACCGUUAUUAAAUCGCUAUCAACCUCCAUCUUUUAAUCCUAAUCAAUCACCAACAUUAAACCCUAAUCAAACACCAUCUUUCAAUCCUAUUCAAUCACCACAAUUUAACUCUUUGAAAUUACCACAAUAUAAUUCUAAUCAAUCACCAUCGUUAAAUCUCAAUCAAUUACCAACAUUAAAUCUCAACCAAUCACCAUCUUUCAAUCGAAAUCAAUCACCGUUAUUAAAUUCAAAUCGAUCACCAUCAUUUAAUCUUAAUCAAUAA